This is a messenger RNA of Baudoinia panamericana UAMH 10762, 2112 nucleotides long. RefSeq lists its product as uncharacterized. The transcript is spliced from 2 exons. The record is from RefSeq and is a predicted model, not a curated record. The annotation marks the transcript as partial. Lineage: Eukaryota; Fungi; Ascomycota; Dothideomycetes; Mycosphaerellales; Teratosphaeriaceae.
AUGGAGUUCUGGGCACGAAUCUUGGGCGGUGCUCAGCCUGCAAAGAGACCAUCCACGGAGCGGUCCAUCUCGGCCAGCGAUCCACAAACGCGGUUGGUCCGGUACAAGCGAUGCUUUCGCGCCAUUCACGAUCUUUGCAACAACACCUCGCGGGAUCCUGCCAAUGAUGGACCUCUCUUUCAUCAGCUCACUCAGGCGCUCGACAGACUUGUGGCGCUGACAAGAGAAGAAUCGAAAGCUCCGGUAGCAAACCAUCUGUGCCUGCAGUAUGCGGCAAACGCGCAGAUAUACACCGUCAUUGGCCGUGCCGCCAUUGUCUCCCAGGACGAGCACAUAGUACGAUCAGCUGUCAGUUUCUUUGCCGCCCUAGUCGACAGCGAAGAGGAUGAUUUCCUCCUCAAUCGGCAAUUUGCUAAGUCGUUGAUACGUUUGGCGACGAAAGUCCUCGAAGGCGGCGAAAUCGUCGUUGUUCGUGAGACGGAAAUAGCUAUUCUCGAAGUCCUCUUCUCCAUCUCCGCAAAGAUUCGCUUGCAGCCAGAGUCUCUACUACCGGUGUGGUUUCAGUCCACCGUGAAGCCUGGGCUUGAAGACAUUUUCGUGAGAGAGAAGAGAAGCUUCGUUGGCAUCACGCAAAAGGCCGACUUUCCGCUUUGCUAUCUUUUCAUUGAUCGCGUGCAUCAUGAGGGCAGAGUCGGCGACUUUGCCAGAACGGGCUUGCUUCACAUCUUCGAAGCCACCGGGCGCUCGACAGCACUCGAAGAGUGGAUCGUGUCCAGUGAUCUACCGACUCUCUUGGCUUCUUCCCUCGGCGCUCUCUACAGUCAGCUUAGCCGCGAGCUUUCAAUUGUGCAUCCAGAUACUCAAAUACCUGCCGUGCUUGCAUUGAGUGAUUACACCACAAGCCAUGCGCGAGCGACGGCGGAGUCAGCGUUCUCUGAGGAGCAUCAGGCGCACAUGAAAACCUUCCUUUCCUAUCUCAUGUUCUGGCAAGAUGUGGUGGACUAUUGUAAGAGUGCUGAUGUCAAGCAGACCCUGCUUGAUCACUUUCAGAUACUCUUUCUUCAGCAACUACUCUACCCUUCAAUCCUCCAGUCUAGCGACAAGGAUGCCGGUAGUUCAGUAGCCGUGCUCACCUAUAUGACAACACUGUUGGAUGUUCUUGAUCAGCCAGAUCUUGUGCACAUGAUCCUAACAUAUCUGCUGCCGUCAAAGCAGCACGCUGAGGAGCAGUCCCCAUCUCCAGCAAUCAGGAAACGGCCAUCCAUGCCACCGAGGUCACCUACUGCGCUCAAGCGAAGACAGAGUUUGAUGCUGAUCACAGCCCCACGCAAUCCGACGGACGCUGUAGAGCCCGCGCUGUUCGAUCUGGCGGACUUCAUCCUCAACAGCCUAAGAUCAAGCAGCAGUCAAACCGUCUUUGCAGCAUUAAAGUUGACCACCACACUUGUCGUUCGAGACGCCCAGUACGCUCUCGGCCCCUUGCUAAGAGUACAACGCAGAAGACAGUCGGGUGUCCGUCCUACUCUUGGUACAUUUGAAGUGGAGACCGAGCAAUAUCUAGAUGUUGUAAGCCGUCUUCAUGAUGGAAAUAUGCCGGAAGACGCUUAUGCGUCCCUUUGCGACGACCUACGGUACUCUAUGGAUGUUCAGCCAUCGCAAAAGGUUUCGGUCGGCGGACAGAUGGAUGAUACAGGACUUCAUUACCAAGUUCUGCGUGAAGAUGAUGCCGUCAUGCAUAACCUCACCACCUAUCUGCGAACUUUCUUUACAAACGAUGUAGAUGUCAAUCUGGCUCUGACCGCAGCAAUCGCAUCAGUCGCUACGUGCACCAAUCUGCGCCUCGCUGAUGGAUGGAUCGGGUACCAGCGCAUGCCCGUUCAGACCUCUCAGAGGGGUGAGAACGCACCUAGAGCGUGGCAGGCAUAUCUGGACGACGAGGAGAAGGAGGCAUGGUCUUGCUUGCGCAAAGCGUUAACGCACCCAACAUUGUCGCCUAACGACACGCCGAUCGUGCUUCGAAUUUUGCAGUCGCUUGUCGCGGAGUGGGACUACUUAGCCAACACCGUGCCCGACUUUGCGCAACUUCUGGCACAACGCCAGAGUAUGCUUCAA